Molecule: messenger RNA, 687 nt
Organism: Scylla paramamosain (green mud crab)
Lineage: Eukaryota; Metazoa; Arthropoda; Malacostraca; Decapoda; Portunidae
Product: immunoglobulin superfamily DCC subclass member 3-like
Exons: 4
Coding region: 1-591 (196 amino acids)
Biological process (GO): cell-cell adhesion
Source: RefSeq, a predicted model, not a curated record
AUGUUCAGGUGUAAAGCAAUCAAUGACAUGCUCAAUGAGGAGUUUCUGAGCAACUGGGGCUACCUCACUGUGGUCCCUCGCAAGAAUGAAGAGGAGGCGGUGCUGGAAUGUAUCACUGACGACGAGGAGCCUGACCUUCACUGGACGAGGAUAGAUGAGACUCCCAUCGCGAAAAACAGGACAAUUAGAAAAGGUCAAGGGUCCCUAGUAUUUCCCAGCGUCUCGGAACAAGACACCGGCGUCUACAAUUGCACCGCCGUCAGCAAGAAGAGCAGGGACCCGAUCAGUACUCAGAUGAUCGAGUUCACUAUGAUGACGCCGCCGAGGGUUCAGCUCUCCAUGAGCGUCAGCAAGCGCCCCGUUCCACUCAACACCAACGUCAGCAACGGAGAGACAGUGCGGAUCACCUGCGCCACGUGGGGCACACCUGCACCCUCCAUCUCCUGGUACAAGAAUGGAAUCCUGCACGUGGAGACUGGCCGCCACAAAUUCACCAAUAAAAAUUCAACCAAAACCUUCAACUCGGAGGACUUAUUCAUUGGCAUCAUCAUGUCCACACAGUACGUGGCAGCUCAUCGCACUUGUGUCUAAAAUAUUUAGUCACAAUGGUUCCUAAAAAUCCACAUCCAGAAUAUUAUGAUUCUGCAGACUAAUAAGUAAUACUUUCUUUUUGCAUAAUUGCAGCAA